GGGUUAUGUUAUGACCUGCGGCGCGUGGCGAAAGGAGGAAAAUCCGAAGGCAUUAGAAUUGGGAUGUUCCAUUCCAUCGAAUGCGAUGUGAUUGGCUCCUCCGUUAGGGCAAAAUAAUGGCGGGAGCUACUGCGUCCUGUGUUUUCUGUGCGAUUGCCACCAAAUCCACCUCUCUUCUUCAUUCCGACGAUAAGGUCGUGGCUUUUCAGGACAUUAAUCCAUCUGCAUUCAGGCAUUACUUGGUAGUUCCUGUGGCGCACAUUCCGACUGUUAAAGAUCUCCAGAGAAAAACUGAUGACUAUUCUUUGGUGAGUCACAUGUUAGAGGUGGGGAAAACGUUAUUACAUAGAGAUGCACCUCAGUCCCAGCAGUACAGGUAUUUAUUGGGUUGUUUACAACUGUGCUUAUUAUUUUCUGCUUGUCCAGUUUGUGAUAUUAGAUUGAUCCAUGAUGCUGAUUUAAAUUGUAAUUCCUACCACUAAUUGUUACUUGAAGUAUGGGUUUCACACCUACAAGGACUUGUUUGGAUCACUUUCUUUAGAAACACUUCUAAGAGAGAAAAAUAGGAAGAAAAAAGCAAAGUAAGUAGCUAAAACUAACUUAUACAUGAGUUAAAAAUAAGAUUUUGGAG
Molecule: messenger RNA, 631 nt
Organism: Cajanus cajan (pigeon pea)
Lineage: Eukaryota; Viridiplantae; Streptophyta; Magnoliopsida; Fabales; Fabaceae
Source: RefSeq, a predicted model, not a curated record